UUACUGCGCAGACGACAAUCAAAAUCAACCAACACCUGCGGGUCCUUUUUAUCCUUAUCAAUCCACCACCAUAUGCUGUACUGUGCUGUGCUGUACACACCAAAAACCAAACUUCCGUCCCUUUAACUACUCUCUUCGAUCAAUCCACAGCAGCUGAGAGGGGGGGGUCGCUGUAACUGCGUAUAUUCUCUAGAUCUGCACACUAGGCUACGCUACCCCCUCCAUCGAUCAAUCAAUCAAUCCCACACACCGACCUCUAACUGCUCGUCGUCGUUCCUUCCUGAGUACGGAGUCGUUAACCUAGGUAGCUCCAGAGAAUUAUGCUAGGGGGCACAGCGUCCUGUGAUCUCGCAUGGUGUUGUUGGGCUGGUUAGGGAUUCUUUUUUAUUUUAUUUUAUUAUUUUUUUGUUCGAUAUAUAUUUUUGUAGGUGGUGGGUGAGAUGGAUGAAGGAUUGCCAACAAUGACCACCGACGGGCAGACGGACUCACAGAACCUCGCACAGAACCAGGGCCAGGGCCAAGGCCAGAGCUCGGGUUCAGGUCAAGGCUUGCAGAGCAUUGCGUGCGAUGAGUGUAGGCUUCGGAAAUCGAAGUGCUCGAAAGAACGACCAACAUGUUCGCUGUGUAAGCAGUUGAAGAAGGAGUGUGUAUACAGUCCUAAGGUGGUUCGAACACCUUUGACGCGACAGAACCUUACAAAUGCUGAAGAGCGCAUACGAAAGCUGGAGGCAGUAAUCUCAACAUUGUUACCCAAUGUUGACAUCGAAGAGUUCCUAGGGUCCUCUUCUCCUCAGCCAUCUGAUGAUCAAUGCCCACUGGAAUCUGAACCCCCCCAAAAACCUGUCUCUGUGGUUAUCCCGAAAGACGCUGCAGCAGCUCCGGAAGCUGCGUCAGAGGCACUCCCCCAGCUUGCAGAUGGAUUUGACUGGGCUGAAAAAGAACUUACUCUUAGCGAGCUAUCUGAUGGCAUGGCAGCUCUUUCAAUCCGGCCUGAAGGCGCGGGAUAUCUUGGCGGUCCUUCAAGCGUUGCGCCGCUUCGAGCACUCUUUAUGGGUGGCUGGGAUGUGAAUUCCCCAAGUCAAUCAGCAGCAGCUGGCAAGGCUGCACCUGAGUCUCAGUCCAUGAUGUGGCAGUCGACGCAUCCGGGGAUAGCACCUUCACAAGUCGUGGCUCAGACAGUUAUAGAUGCAUAUUUUGCCAACUACCACACGAGCUACCCAUUCCUCCACGAGGAAACGUUCCGAGCUCAGUUCAACGAACAAAUCCCUAGGCCACGGGGCCAUGCAUGGCCGAUCCUUCUUAACACCGUUCUUGCUCUCGGCGCCUGGACCCUUGGAGAUGAUAACGUCGAUAUCCACGAAACGUUUUAUAACGAAGCCAACCGAUAUUUGCAAGAUGUUUCGGUCUUUGAGGUGGGGAAUUUAGCAUGCGUACAAGCGUUCCUGCUUCUUAGCAAUUAUACGCAAAAGCGCAACAAACUCAAUACCGGCUGGAAUUACCUGGGACUUGCAAUACGGAUGGCGCUGAGUUUGGGUCUCCAUAAGGAGUUUCCACAGUGGAAUAUUAGUUUGCUGCAGCGGGAAAUGAGGCGAAGGGUCUGGUGGGGUACUUUUAUCUUUGAUAGUGGUGCCUCCAUCACAUUUGGACGGCCGAUUCUCCUACCUGAUGCGUGCAUCAUGGAUGCGAAGCAGGUGAAGAAUAUUCCCGAAACGGCCUUGACCGCAACAACUACAUCAGACCCAGUGGAGUGCGACCAGCCGACUCUCUACUCAAGCCUAAUCGCCCAGGCAAAAUUCCAUCUAACAACCAACGAACUCUACCAUUACCUCCUAUCCAACCGCAACCUCUCAGCAGAAGAAACUUUAAAACUACAGAUACCCAUUGAUGACUUUCUCUGCUCCUUACCACCAUUCUUCGAACGUGAUGAUAGCCACUACGACGAUUACAGCCGCUCUAAUGGAAGCUCAAAUUUGCAGCUCCCGUGUUGGUUCGAGUUUGCCAAAAAGCGCCUCUCCUGGCGCCGCUGGAACUUCCAGAUAAUCUUAUACCGUCCUAUUCUACUUACGUGGGCCACGCAAAGAUGGAAGCAGAUGCGCCAGCCGCAAUUUUCCUCUUCCACUGACCCCAACCAAGCACCACCGGCAGACGAGGAGUGCAGAAUGCGUUGCCUACGGGCUGCACGGGCAACGAUCGAGUCGAUAUCAUGCUACAUGGUGUUGAAUCCAUAUACGAGAAUAGCUGGAUGGUAUAUGCUAUAUUUCCUCUUCCAAGCCGCCUUAAUCCCCGUUCUCUUCCUAAUAACAACCCCAACCUCCCCCUCCGCCCCUUCCUGGCUCUCUGAUAUCCACACCAUCCGCUGCCUUCUCAGCCCGCAUAGCUCCCUGGGCAAAAAUAACCGCCUCGCCGCACGCUGUCUGGAAGUCAUAAAUAGACUUUGUGGGCCGGUCGCAUUUCCCUCUCCUUCAUCACCACGCCUUCCCGCCGGAUCAGCAUCAGGGACAACCUUCGACAGUACCAGCGAUGACAAUCCCCAUCAGUAUAUUGAUACCGGCAAUACUACCCCCCUGCCUCCAGUAGCUACGAGUUUUGCGAAGACAGCAGCGGGACCCUCAGGCAAUAAUAAUAAUGUUGUUCGGCGAGAUGAUGAGAAUAAUGAUGAUGGUGGAAUGCAUCAUGCAUGGGAGGCUGAUAUGGCCGGUAUAAUCUCGCAGGAGAUGAGCGUGCAGAAUCAAGAAAUGAUGUUCGGCGAUGCGUAUUCGUUUUUCACGGGCGCGGCUGGGAGUCAUGAGAAUUUUGGCAACCUUUCUGUGGUUCCAGGAGGGGUUCGGGUUGGUGGUGGUGGUGGUGGUGGUGGUGCUGCUGCUGCUGCUGGUGGCCCUCCCGCUGAGCUUGACCAUAUAGGUGGUACUACCAGCGGGAAUAAUAUAUCCAUAGAGAGCACUGCGGCAGCAGAGGAAGGGGUUGGCCCUCCUGUAGCUCCUGCUGGGAUGGAGUUCUUCGAUUGGACAGGCUUUGGUACAGAAGGGGCUGUGGAAGGGAAGAGGUAUUUUUGAAUAACAAAUUUCUCUCUUCGCCUCCAUUUUUUUUUUUUUUUUUUUCCCUGUCAUUUUUCCUUGUGAGGGUUACGACCGGAGUUGAGUAGGAAAUCAUCGAAUAUCAUCUACCCUCUUGUAAAAUUCCAUCGAUAAUAUCAUCACCCUUGCAGAGGAGGGUAUUUUUCUAUAUUUCAAAAUCUGUACAUGUAACAGUACAGUACAGUCGGUACAUACAUA
Messenger RNA from Blastomyces dermatitidis ER-3, 3272 nucleotides. RefSeq names its product transcriptional regulatory protein GAL4. Lineage: Eukaryota; Fungi; Ascomycota; Eurotiomycetes; Onygenales; Ajellomycetaceae. Gene Ontology annotation, biological process: DNA-templated transcription; positive regulation of transcription from RNA polymerase II promoter by galactose; proteolysis. Gene Ontology annotation, molecular function: aspartic-type endopeptidase activity; zinc ion binding; DNA-binding transcription factor activity, RNA polymerase II-specific. The coding region runs from base 441 to 3053 and encodes 870 amino acids. Gene Ontology annotation, cellular component: nucleus. The transcript is spliced from 8 exons. The record is from RefSeq and is a predicted model, not a curated record.